GCUGGCGGGUUGGCCGGUGGCCGUUUGAUCGCGUUUUCAUUUGUCUCUGUGAGAUCGUCGGAUAGGGGUGUACCGUAUACUCCAGUACACGGAAUGCCUCCACCACCCACCACGCCUUCACCCUACCCGUCCCUUAUUUCCCCUUCCUCCCCUUUCAUGAUUCCCCCCGAUAGAGUAUCGAUUGUCGUCCCCAUACCGAGUAUGAUACCAGUAGCAGUGUGAUCCCCGUCAUGCAGCGAUUCAACCGGAACUCAUCUCUGCGUGAAAUUGUAACUUGUUCGAAUGGAUGAGAUGUUUUUACAUGCGCAUCACCCCUUUAUCAGUGCACCGUCAGAGCCGUCGGUCUGCACCCGGCAGACAGGCAGCCUUUUUUAUUUUAUUUUUGGAUUCUCUACUCCGCUGGAGCCCAGAGUUUUACUCGAGUACAGAUACUACGGUGGUACCGGUACUCGAGUAAAACUCUGGGGAAACAUUUGCUCCAAAGGCGGCGAAUUGGACCGGGGCCUUGGAUCAAGGGGCAGCCGCCAACACCCGCCAGACCGCAACCGGAUUGACAAUUUGAAACUUCACUUCGCCCUCAGAAAAUGGGGCCAUGUAGGAUACCGGUAUCGAGAUCAAUCCGGCUCAACACGCUGCCAGCAUGAUACACGAGCACUGGAGUAACUGCCGCGCUCCUACUGUACUGUAGAGUACUGUACCGGUAUCCAAGUUGCACCCAUCGAGGCAUUCGUUGGUUCAAUAGUCGACAAUCCAAUGGUAAAAUACUCUCUCGCCAAGCCAACAAACCAUCAGCCAACUGCUACUAUACUCGAGCACUGUACGAUAUCCAACCACUACCAACAUCCCCAUCCCACAGGCUAUCCAAAUUCUCCUCCCCAUCCGAGCCACCUCGUAUCGAAAUACCCCCCCCCAAUCUCUCGCACUACCGUACAGGUACAAGAAGAGGAACCGUCAACCCUGUAAAUGACCUCAGCCCCAGCCCCAAUCUUACGUCGGGCAUUACUCUAUGGUAGGUAAUUCGAUCCCAAUUCCCGGUAUUGGGGAUGUUGACUGAUGAUACGUGUACCGUAUGCGUCCGGAUACAAAGUUCCCGGAUCGAGUAAACGGAUGAUGGAGAGGGCGAGAGGCUUGGACGUUGACUGUGUUGUGGGUCGCAUGUUCCGUUGCCCUGUAGAUCCUGCCGGUUAAGCUUUAUGUUUGCUUUUGAUAUGCCGUGCUUUUCUUUUGUUCUUUUGUUCUUUUUUUCUUUUUCUUUCCACCUUUUCCUUUACUGGAUGAUCCGGCCUUUGUCGUGUCCCGUGCCCGAAUCUGCGGGCGAUACCCUACGAGUCUGAUGCCCCUGAGACCGUGAGAUUCCGUUUCCUUUUGUUCUCCCGGUUGUGGUUGGUAUAGCCCUUCGAUCGUGUUGAUCACAUGCGUCGUGCUAUCCCUUCAUUCGUUCCAUUUUUCUAUCAACCGUGCCCAUCCCCAUGACCUGGAAGCAUAACAGCUUCCUUAUACUCGAGUACCCGGUUUACCCCAAUCCCCCAAUCCCUCAAUUGCCUCAACCACUUUGGCCGCAUCUUGGCCAUGCAGGAACGGGAUCUUACUCCUCCCUUACCCAAACGUAAAGCACGGAGACUGAUCUGCCAAUUAAACUCUUCCCCCCUGUUCCGCUUCUGCACAAACAGACAUUCGACCUUGAAGACGCUGUAACUGCCACCGAGAAGCCUACCGCCAGGCACAUAAUCAAGGAUGCCUUAAACCUCCCGAGGCCGAGAGGGGUGAGGGAAAUUGGUGUUAGGAUUAACGCUGUUGGGUCGGGGCUUGCAUUGGAGGACUUGGGGGUUGUGGUCUGUCCAUUGAGUUUAACUGGAAUUGGGGGAGAGCGAUGGAUUGUGGUGACUGACCAUGAGGGUGGAAACAGUUGCAAGGAAAGAAUUUGGACACGAUUGUUGUGCCGAAAGUGGAAAGUGCGGGAGAUCUGUCAGUUUCCGCUCACCCCAUCCCUACACGUCCUUAUGUCCCCCGCCCCCUACUGACCCGUUAGCCACUGCUAUGCUCGAUAGAACAUUCGUAUCAAACGUUCUAGACCACUCAAAUCACCCCAAAAGAUCCUCAGUGAAAAUUCUCGGUCCGUCCCCCUGCCCUUCAAGUUCCUCCCCCCCCCCAGACCCCGUCCACUAAGACACCCCCAAAGCCCUUCUAGAAUCUGCCCGCUCAAUAAUCGACAUCCGCCAAAUCAGCGGCUCAACCCCCCGCCUCUCGGGCCUAAUAUUCGCAGCGGAGGACUUUGCAAAAGAUCUCUCCAUAACCCGCACCCCCUCGCUGACAGAAUUCCUCCUUGCCAGACAGACAAUCGCCAUGGCGGCGCGGGCAUACAGCAUCCCGUCCGCAAUUGACCUGGUCUGCACAUCCUACCGGGACGUCGCGGUUCUCGAGCGGGAAUGUCUGGAUGGGGUAGGGAUGGGGUUCAACGGGAAGCAAGUCAUACAUCCCUCUCAGGUGGAUGUCGUGCAGAGGCUGUUCCUGCCCGGGGAGGAGCAGGUACGGGUGGCUGUCAGGGUGUUAGUCGCGGAGGAGGUCGCGCAGGCUGAGGGGAGGGGGAGCUGGGGGCUUGACGGGCGGAUGGUGGACAGGCCAGUUGUUGAGGCCGCGAGAAGAAUUGUGGGGAAGAUGGAGGCUGCUGGGGUGGAUAUUAGUGGGGUCUGGGAGGCGGAAAAGGAGACGAAGCCAGAG
Messenger RNA from Tuber aestivum (summer truffle), 2718 nucleotides. The record is from the annotation of a GenBank genome assembly. NCBI's taxonomy places the organism in Eukaryota, Fungi, Ascomycota, Pezizomycetes, Pezizales, Tuberaceae.